AUGUCACAAACCUUGGAAAAACUCAUAAAAUACGCGGGAACCGCACCACCGGGAAGUUGGAACUGGCUUUUCGGAACAGUUGGCGCGACGAAGCCGAUUGCGCGACGAUGGUCCGCGCUCGCAUCGGGCGGCGUCUGGACGCCGUGCUGUGGCGACUAUGCCGAGCGGCCGCGGCGGCGCCUCCACGCUACUGCGGCACGCGCCCGUCCGCGCUGCCCCGCACCACCGCGACGCAUCCCCCUAGCGCGCCGCACGCCCCGCACUCCUGCCGCGCUACCGCCCGCACGCACGCCGCAUUCUUGCGUUCAGCUCGCCCUCAAGCGCGGAUCCGACCCGCACAAAGAACCUAGACCACUUUGGGGGCGACUACGUCACUUCGACUAUAUCCACGCUUUCUGCAGUACGCCGCUCACUCGCGAAAAGCUACCACCACAUGUUACAUCUGCAAUAUUGCAGAUGUCGUUAACAGUUAUAAACAAACUUCACACCAAUCCUGUACUAAACUAG
Messenger RNA from Spodoptera exigua (beet armyworm), 507 nucleotides. The record is from the annotation of a GenBank genome assembly. Lineage: Eukaryota; Metazoa; Arthropoda; Insecta; Lepidoptera; Noctuidae.